CCGGCGGGGCCGGGCUGGAGGCUCCGGGAGGCCGAGCCGUUCCGAGCCGGGAGGCUGUGCCGUGCCGGGAGGCUGUGCCGUGCCGGGAGGUCGUGCCGUGCCGGGAGGCUGUGCCGAGCCGAGCCGGGAGGCCGUGCCGCCCAGCGCCAUGCUGCCGCGGUGCUGGGCCGUGCUGAGCCGCUGGCCCCCGUGGCGGCCGGCCCUCCUCCCCCUCAGCUCUGUGCAGCUGCCGGCGGGGGGCCCGUCGCUGCUGCUGCUGCCUUUCUCCACCGGCUGCGCGAGGUGCUCAAAGAACAGGCGGCUGAGGCAAAAAAGGGUGAUUUCGGAAAGGAAGCUGACACGCUAUUUUGUGGAUCACCGGAGAGUGCGUGUGGUUGGAGGACGAGGAGGAGAAGGGGGUCAUUCUUUUUAUAGUGAACCUAGAAAAAUAUUUGGAGGUCCUGAUGGUGGAAAUGGAGGUGAUGGGGGUCAUGUCGUUUUGAAAGCUGACCAGCAAAUGAAAUCACUUUCUUCAGUCCUCCCCUUCUAUCAGGGUUUCCAUGGAGAGAAAGGAGGAAGAAAAAACUGCUAUGGAGCUAAUGGUGCAUGUUUAUAUGUUAAAGUCCCUGUAGGUACAUUGGUCAAGGAGGAUGGGAAAGUUGUGGCUGACCUUACUCAACAUGGUGAAGAGUAUGUUGCAGCUUAUGGAGGAGCUGGAGGGAAAGGCAAUCGCUUUUUUCUUUCCAAUGAAAACCGAGCUCCAAUGUUAUCCACUCCAGGAGAGCCAGGUCAGGAAAGGGUCCUUCAUCUGGAACUUAAGACAACAGCUCAUGCAGGGUUGGUGGGUUUUCCCAAUGCUGGUAAAUCAUCGCUUUUGAGAGCCAUCUCCAGGGCAAAGCCAGCAGUGGCUGCCUACCCAUUCACAACCCUGAAUCCCCACGUUGGCAUUGUCCACUAUCAAGACUAUGAACAGGUAGCAGUUGCUGACAUUCCUGGCCUAAUUAAAGGUGCUCAUAAAAACAGGGGUCUCGGGAUGGCCUUCCUAAGGCACAUUGAACGCUGCCGCUUUCUCUUGUAUGUGGUGGAUCUCUCUGUGUCUCAGCCAUGGACUCAGCUGCAAGACUUAAAAUACGAACUGGAACAAUAUAAAAAAGGUUUGUCUGAGAGGCCUUGUGUUGUCAUCGGGAAUAAGAUUGACCUUGCUGAGUCCCAGAUCAAUCUGCCACUUCUUAAAGAACAGACAGGUGACCGGGUGAUUGCAUUAUCUGCGCUGACAGGAGACAACCUAGAGGAGCUGUUCUUGCAUUUGAGAGAACUGUAUGAUGAGUAUGUGAAGAUGGAACAAUCUCGAGGGCAAAGACCAGUCAAGUGGUAGAAACCAGAAUUCCUGUGAACUGUAUUGAAAGAGAGAAAAAAAAAAUCAUAAUUUGUUUAGACUGUAUCUGUGUGGUUUUGGUUUUCUUCAUGGGUUGUUUUGGUUUUCUUAUUGCAAGUGGCACGGCCUGUGGGUUUGUCCUGGACUGCUGCUGUUCACCUUCAAUGUGUCUCAGGUGUUUUAGAACAGAAAACUGUAAUCAUGAUGGCUGUUGAAUUGGAAACCUGGAUCUUGUUUGGCACUGGAUAGAAUUCUCCUCCUUCCAGAAUUAACUAUCUAGUAUAAAUUACUGCAAUUCAGGAUCUGCAGAAGGUGCUGGCUUGCUUUCUGAAUUUGAGUGAAGUGACACUGCAAUUUUCACUCAUCAGAAAUUCUAAGAUAAAAAUAAGGUGAUACCAUGUUUAUCUGUUUUUUAUACCAUAACCACUUUCAGUCACCUUUAACUUUUCUCCAGUUUUAUUUUGUUGUGGGUUUGUUUAUUUUGUGUCAGAGGAGGCACAGCUGCUCAGUAUUCUUAGGAAGGAGGAGCAUGAAACAACUGCAGUUAAUGACUGAAAUUUCCUCAUUAGUGUAAGUAAUUAACUAGCCUUAGAUGCUGGCCACAGCUAAGUAGCUGUCUAAACUAGCCAAAGAACAGUCAUUUGAGACUCACUUCUGAGUUUUUCUGAAGUUUCCUUGAUGCAUCUCAAGCAAAAUUCUGAGAAGCCAUAGGCUUAGAUAUUCCAAAUUUAAAAAGAAAAACAAACAGGUCUUUGUCUUUUUUAAACUGCAUCAUUUUGUGGACAGUUUUCUUACACUUUAUUCUCUAGGAAUUCAGUAAUCUUCAUUCAGAACCGUGAAUCUUUGCCCUUUCCUCAUCCUGAAAGACAAGCUACUUCUGUGUACUCUAGUUAUAUUCUGUUAUUAUCUUGAUUGUGGAAAGUUUAAAUUUAUCAAAGCAUAUUAUUAAGCUUUUUAAUAAGGGACCCUGAUAGAUCUGUGGAAUACACAAAUACUUAAGUAGUCAAGAGAAACAAUUGUUCUUGAGCCUUUACAAAGGUUUCUUGAUUUUUAAUUAGAUGAAUUUUGUCUUCCAAGCCAGCAGUCUGGAGUUACAGACUUUGCACAUACUUUGUCACACCAAUGAAGUACAAAGUAAACUCAUUAGCACCAUCAUAAGAUAGAAAAAUGUGAUAUUGGUAAGCUUGGCUUUUUUUUUUUUUCUUCAGGUAAUGCAAUAGCUAAGCUUUAAGGACAGUUUGGUGCAGUAUAGAACAUUCACCUAUCCCUUGUCUUUGGUUAAUCUUUGUUAGCUUACAAAUAAGGACUUCGUUAUGUUUAACAUUUUUCUGUUUUCUACUGGAUGAGCAGUAGUGGGAAUUCUUCAAUGGGUUUACAAAAAAUAGUGUAGCCUCCAACUGCUGCUUUUUGUACACCUGAGCGAAAGUGAUAAUUUUCUCUGCUUCCAUCACUUUGCAUAUUUUGUUUUCAUCUCUGAUGCUUCUGAGUGGUGCAUCCUUAAAAGACUGGUUUUCCUGGGUUCCAUGAACAACGGCCUUUUUCCCCUGACUCCCUGUGGCUGAAAAGAGGCAGUCAUGUUCUGUCUCUAAAUUAAAGCUCAAUUUAACACCCUCCUGCUGUGUCAGUGUUGGGAUCAGCUCAGUGAUAAUGAAUUACAACUAACUUUGCGUGUAUAAGAAAGAAGGUGCAUACUCCUUAAGAGCAGCAGAUUUUUAUUCUGCAUAAGUGCAAGGUUGACUCAAAUGCCUGAAUUAUUUAAGGAAAAUAUAGGCAAAAAGGGCAAUUACCUCUCCUAAAUUCACAUCUGAGAAUUUCUGCGUUCAGGUGUGGAAACUAAUCUAUGCAUUAUAAGCUGUGAUAUUGGCAUAAAUAUGAUCAGGAAAAAAUGAAAUCAGAUCUGAAAUCCCAAAGUUGUUCUUACGUUUUGUUUCAUACUUGCGUCAUCCCUGGGAUUUACCAGACUGAAUUAGGUAGAAGUUAAUAUUCAGUUCUGCCCUUCUGUUUGGUUUUGUGCAGCAUUCUUUGGGCUUCUCCGUUGUACAUGUUUUUCAGACACGUUUCAUAAAACCAGGAAGGGAUUAUUAGAACACAAACGCUGGUGCAGCUUCUUUGCAGACUGUUUGAUACCUACAAGUGCUUUGUGCUCUCUCUGACUGUAUUUUAGUGUUUGCAGUCUCACAGGAGCUUUCACCCUUGCUUGUUAGUGCUUAUGCAACCGCAGUUCUCACAGUAUUUUGUGUACUGAUGUGCAGAAGCACAGCGGGUUGCCAGAUAGCUUAGCAGCAUGUCCUAUUGAUCUUAUAAUUGGUUUCUUUGUUCUUAACAUUUCAGCCACCUGUUCUGAGGUGACAAUACCAAGUUCCUAACCACAUGCUUACAGAGUUCAAAGAGGCUUUACUCCUUCAUCUGUCGAUGAAGAGUGCCAAAAUGCUCCAGCUUUAGUGCUGGAACAAUGCUUCUAGGAGCCUGAACUCACUGUAGCCAAUAUACAUCUUUACCAACUGAAGUAACCUCAUGCUCGAGGUCCCUGUGAUAAUCCGAAGGAGUGGCUGUGUACUGCUCAGCACCGUACUGGGAUAACAGCUUGGGUCACAUUUCUCCAUAGUGCUCCUUCAGUUCUAGCACGAAGAUCUCUUGCAUCUCACUUUAGUUUUGAGGCACAGAACUGAGGAGUAACCUCUAGUUCUGCUGAAAAUAAGGGAUUUACAAAGGCAAUUUGUUUUACAUUUAGGAACAGAGAAAAAAAAUCAGGUUAGGAGAGAAGAGCAAUGAAAUGUUUCAAAGAAUUAUAUGCUAUAGGAUUUCUUCCCACUACUUAUUUUUUGGCUGGACUUGUUUUGUUUUAGGUUUUGGAGGGGUUUUGUUGGCUUUUGUCUGCAUGCCUUUCCUUUAUUGGCUUUUGCUUGCCUCUGCUGAAGCCUUUGAUGUUGUCCUUGAUUUUCAAGUUGACAAGAGGAAAGAGAUGGGAGAUUUUAUUUCUCAUUCUGACAAUAAGCCUAAUUUUAAUGUGAAGUCCAAUCUAUUUUAUACUGCCUAGAGAAGCUCGAGCUAUAAUUUUGCUUAGCACUUUACAGUUCUAGUACUCAUCUUUUAAAUACAAUUUUUUAGUACACAAUUACAAGUGUAUUUUAGUGCUAAGAGUGGGUUUUUUUAUAUUAUUUUGCAAUCUUCCCCCCCCUUCAUAUCCCUUGGAAAGCAUAGAUGGCAUCAACUGAACAGAAAAACAAGCCAAAAUGUUAAUGUAAUAACAAGCAUUAAAAUGGGCCACAUUUAUUUAACAUAAUGAGAACUCACUGUAGUACAUUAAAUAGAAUAUUGAAUCAGUGCAUUUAAGCAUGGUAUAUGUUGCAGUCUGCUUUACUUACAUGAUUUUGUUAACCACUCUUUUUUGGUAUUUCAUAAUAUUUUUAAAGAUGAAUCAGAGUGUGCGUGCAGUGAGUUGGACUGACAGCAAUAAAAAUGAGACCCUUGCUGAACGUGGUGGUUCUGCUGUGCUGCAGCACCAUGCUGGGAGGAGAGCAAGGCCUGCCACCAGCCUGCUUCCAGCACUGCAGAGACCCCUGCUCAGGGGCUCAGCGAGGGGAAGCAAUAAGGUCUGCCUGUAUUCAUUCUGAUUUGAUGCGUAGAGUUGUGAUACAAAGUGGUAGUAGAUCACCAGUUGCUCAAACAUGAUGACAAGUGAAGGCUGCCACAAGUGUUCCAUCUUGGUUUCUUUUUCCAUUGCAAGGAACUGCAACUGUUCUGGACUUGAUCAUCUUAAAGGUCUUUUCUAGCCUUGGUGAUUCUGUAACUCUAUGAAAAUAUAUUUUGCUGUUGUAUGUGUAUUUAUUAAGCCUCUUGAUAAUUAUUUAUAUUUUAAAUAAAUUUGUGGUAAUGACUAGGUGCUCUGACUUGAACACAUUUGAAAA
Molecule: messenger RNA, 5262 nt
Organism: Apus apus (common swift)
Lineage: Eukaryota; Metazoa; Chordata; Aves; Apodiformes; Apodidae
Gene: MTG2
Product: mitochondrial ribosome associated GTPase 2
Exons: 6
Coding region: 149-1354 (401 amino acids)
Cellular component (GO): mitochondrion
Molecular function (GO): GTPase activity; magnesium ion binding; GTP binding
Source: RefSeq, a predicted model, not a curated record